This is a messenger RNA of Coregonus clupeaformis (lake whitefish), 3155 nucleotides long. Its product is annotated as NMDA receptor synaptonuclear signaling and neuronal migration factor-like. NCBI's taxonomy places the organism in Eukaryota, Metazoa, Chordata, Actinopteri, Salmoniformes, Salmonidae. Gene Ontology annotation, biological process: regulation of neuronal synaptic plasticity; positive regulation of neuron migration. The coding region runs from base 277 to 2163 and encodes 628 amino acids. The transcript has 16 exons. Gene Ontology annotation, cellular component: nucleus; cytoplasm. The record is from RefSeq and is a predicted model, not a curated record.
GUCAACCGCGCGCUACGAGCCACCAAUGCUGCUGCUGCUGCAGUCACACACUACAAGUGUUCCAUAUUUACCGUGAGCUUUAUAGAUUGAAAUUAGUAUAAAAUAACAAAACUGGUUCAAUUUUUGUUUUACUAUUCAGGGAAAAGGCGGAGUUUUUCUCAGGUGCGGUGGUUCCACUUUCCCUCCGUUUUUUCUACGAGCAUUUUUAUUCCUUCAUAUCUGAUCGCCCAUUCGUGGAAUGAUCUGGCUUUUAUCUUGUGUCGUUUCCACUUCAGCAUGGGAACUGCCGGGUCCAAAAGGAAGACUUUAAGGAACGAUGCAAUAUCUUCUGUGGCCGCAAAAGUUAGAGCAGCCAGAGCUUUCGGAGAUUACCUGUCUCACACACACCCUGAGAACUGCAACGGAUCAGAUCACCUUCUGUCUAAUACCUUAAUCGGCCAAGACACAGACUCCCCUGACAUCAGUCGUCUCCACAACAACAACCUACACCCUCAGAGCCGCUGUGGGGCCAAGGCCAGCCAGGACCAGUCCCAGGCCCACAGUCUCCAGUCCAAGCUCAGCACAGCGCAUCCCCACCACAGCAGUCUCCAGGCCAGCACCCUGCAGCCCAGCAGUCUGCAGCCCACAGGCCCCUCCAAGCACAGGCUCUCAUCAGGGCUCUCAGUGGAGCGCAGUUUCUCCUCUGAGGAGCAGCAGCCACCUCCCAGGUCCGCUGAGGGGAGCCUGACCAUCCUGAAGCCAGCUUCCCAGCGGGUCUACACCAUCACCAGGGAGGGAGGCAUGCUAGGGGGGCGAGGGAGCGAGGAGAGUCUGGAGCUGGAGGUGCUGAAGCAGCCGCUGUCCCCUCCUCCCUCCGCCAACCAGCCCACCUACGCCAACCAACAACCACCAGGCAGCAAACAUCACCGCAGCAACCAUAGCCAUGGCCCACAGAGCCUCAGGCCCCAGUCCCAGCCCCUGCAGAGCUCGAGGAGUGCCCAUAACAUCCGGGACUGGGGAGUGAGGAGGGGGGGCUCGCGGGAGGACUGCACCCCAAACUGUGUCACCUGCAUCAGGGCCCCAUGUCCGAGCCAGCGCUCCCUGGAUCUGGAGACGUCACCGCGAGAUGGAGGAAAACAGAGGAAGAAGCUAGAGAGGAUGUACAGCCAGGACCAAGGCAGAGACAGACGAGGCUCUGCUGAGGAGAGCGAGGACAACCCUAAUAGCUGGUUCCCCAAAGAGAACAUGUUCAGCUUCCAAACGGCUACCACAACAAUGCAGGCAAUAUCGGCAUUCCGGGGCAUUGCUGAGAGAAAGAGGAGGAAAAGGGAACAAGAGGCAGCGGCUCCAGUAACCGAGACUGAGAGAAACUUCCGGAAGCACCUGAGAAUGGUGGGCAGCCGCAGAAUGAAGGCUCAGACAUACGCCGACCGCCGAGCCAAGAGUUUCAACCGCUCCUGGAGUGACCCCAUCCCCAUGAAGCCUGACUCUCUCCAUGGCUCCAGAGACAGUGGGGACCUGCAGUCCUCCUCAGGGACUCUAGAUGAAGGAUCCCAGGAGGAUGCAGACUGGGAGGAGGAGAGAGAGAUGGAGAGAGCAGCCUGCGAGGGAGAGGACUUCAUCCCACCGAAAAUCAUGCUGAUAUCCUCCAAGGUCCCGAAGGCUGAAUAUGUCCCUAACAUCAUCCGUAGGGACGAUCCCUCCAUCAUCCCCAUCCUUUAUGAUCAUGAACAUGCCACAUUCGAUGACAUCAUUGAGGAGAUUGAAAAGAAGCUGACGGCCUAUAGGAAAGGCUGUAAAAUCUGGAACAUGCUCAUCUUCUGUCAGGGAGGUCCGGGGCAUCUGUACCUGCUCAAGAACAAAGUGGCCACGUUUGCCAAGGUGGAGAAGGAAGAGGACAUGAUCCAGUUUUGGAAGAAGUUGAGUCGGUUUAUGAGCAAGCUGAAUCUUGAGCCCAACCUCAUUCAUAUAAUGGGCUGCUAUGUUCUGGGGAGUGCCAAUGGAGAAAAGCUAAUCCACAAUCUGAAGAGGCUAAUGAGACCUCAUGCCAUCGAAUUCAAAUCCCCGCUAGAGCUGUCUGCACAGGGCAAGGAGAUGAUUGAGAUGUACUUUGACUUCCGUCUCUUCCGCCUGUGGAAAACCCGCCAGCACUCCAAGAUGCUCGAAUAUGACGACCUUUUGUGACACUGCUCACCAUUGACCUUUGUCAGCCUAUUGGCUGUGUAUCUCAUCACCGAUAGCCUAUGGUGACGGCUUUCCUUGAGAGGUCCUGGACGGGAGCGCUCUGUUGAAGAGGUGGACGACAGGGUUCAGGUGGUUUUACUCACUGAGGAGGCUUCAAUCCUCUGCCCUCAGACCAAGUGAAGGCAUUAAGUGAAAUGCAGUAGCAACUACUGUCAGGAGGUGAACUGUAUAUUUCCCCCAUCCAUUUUCACUGUCUCAACCAAUUGCCUCUACUGACAGAGAACCCAUUAGGGAGAGACAAGGUAAAAGAGAGAAGUGGAGACAUCAUCCUUUAGUCUCUGUGUCAAGAGACACAAAAUAGAGCUAGAUUUGGAGCUCGGGAGCCGAGCAAGUCUUCAUUAAAUGAGUCAUAGAGAGAGAUGUAGCAGCUGCAGGGAAGAGAGACUUUGUGAAAGGGGUGAAGAGAUGGCGACAGAUUCCUGGCUGCUGUGUGAACUAGGAGGUACAGGGAUGAAAGCUUGUUUUUCUUCAGAAAAGUACGUAGAUCUCCCUUAGGAUCUAAAUGUAUUAAUAAAGUGCACUGGUUGUUUGCAGAGAUUUAGAGAAUAGAUUUCCAUUAUCUAUACAUCUACCACAAAUAGAAGAGAGAGUAUACCAAUAAUACAAAGUAUCUAUACAUAACACAGCUUUUAUUUUUAACUAAGUGUCUUAGUAUUUCUUAUGGACUGUUUGAAUUGAAUAACUCAGGGUUACUGAUAUCCCUCGUGUAUUACUUGCAUAGGCUGUCACCUCACCGUCAUGACAGAAUAGGACGGAGAUGUCUGUUGGCUACUUCCGAUCCUUUCCGCCCAGCCUCUGUGUCAACACAUAGAAUCUGAGAUUUUACAGUGGUUGUCAGGGAAACCAUUUAUUUCUGACUGUGCACAUGUUUGUGUGUGAACGAGGGAGGCCGUUUUAUAGAUUUUUCAUAGACUAGGUCAAUUGUAGCUUAA